CUGCCCUUUUCUUUCCCCCGUGCCCGCCUGCCAAGGAAAGGCACAUGUUAAUACCACCCGGCGCGGGCAUUUUCUGCUACUGCUGCUGCGGGCUCCUCCGUCCGAGACAGAUGUUGCGAAACCAAGGCCUCCUCAAGUGCCGCUGCCGCAUGCUCUUCAAUGACCUGAAGGUCUUCCUGCUGCGGAGACCCCCCGCGCCGCCGCCGCCCUCCCCGCCGCCGCCGCUCCCACAUCCCGGCGGCGCAGAGGCGGCGGCGGGGGCCGCACCGCCCGGGGGGCGCGGGCCCGGCUGGCGGGCGGCGGGCGGCGGCGGCGGCGGCGCGGGCAGCCCGGCCGCCGAGGAGUGGGGCAGCCCCGCCGGGGAGCCGCCCGCCUCCCUGCCCAGCAGCACCUCCUCGGAUGACUUCGGCAAGGGCAAGGCCGAGGACCGCUACUCGCUGGGCAGCAGCGUCGACAGCGGCAUCCGCACCCCGCUCUGCAGGAUCUGCUUCCAGGGGCCCGAGCAGGGGGAGUUGCUGAGCCCGUGUCGAUGUGAUGGAUCUGUGAAGUGCACGCACCAGCCAUGUCUGAUCAAAUGGAUUAGCGAGAGAGGCUGCUGGAGCUGUGAGCUGUGUUACUACAAGUAUCACGUCAUUGCCAUAAGCACAAAGAACCCUCUGCAGUGGCAGGCCAUCUCUCUGACAGUCAUUGAGAAGGUUCAGAUAGCAGCAGCCAUCCUGGGUUCCCUCUUCCUCAUCGCCAGUAUCUCGUGGCUCAUCUGGUCGACCUUCAGUCCCUCAGCCAAGUGGCAGCGCCAGGACCUGCUCUUCCAGAUCUGCUAUGGAAUGUACGGCUUCAUGGACAUUGUCUGUAUAGGUCUAAUAAUACACGAAGGGCCCUCGGUUUACCGGAUUUUUAAACGGUGGCAGGCGGUCAAUCAGCAGUGGAAAGUGCUGAACUAUGACAAAACAAAGGACAUGGAGGAGCAAAAAACAGGGACCAGGACAAAUCAGCGCCCCUCCUCCCAAACCACCCACUCAUCCUCCACUGGUGGUACAGCCACUAACUCCGCUCCAGCCGACAGCGGGGCACGGGCUGCCGGCCAUGCCACAGGCACCCUCUCUGACCACCACUGUGCUUAUACCAUCCUGCAUAUACUCAGCCACCUGAGGCCUCACGAACAGAGGAGUCAGUCUAGUAGUAACAGAGAGCUCGUCAUGAGGGUCACGACGGUCUGAGCCGAGGAAUUCAGGAGGCCUUAACACGAAGCGGAGGAGACAAAGAACUCAUAAAGCAGAGGAGCAUGGUGUGCCUUUUUCUUUCUCUUUCCUUUUCUUUUUUCUUUUUUUUUUUUUCCUUCUCUCCUUUUCUUUUUUCAGUAACUGCACAAGAUAUAAGAGGCGGCACCUGGCCAGCUAAGG
This is a messenger RNA of Hirundo rustica (Barn swallow), 1400 nucleotides long. RefSeq names its product membrane associated ring-CH-type finger 4 (gene MARCHF4). The record is from RefSeq and is a predicted model, not a curated record. Gene Ontology annotation, biological process: protein ubiquitination. Gene Ontology annotation, molecular function: ubiquitin-protein transferase activity; zinc ion binding. Lineage: Eukaryota; Metazoa; Chordata; Aves; Passeriformes; Hirundinidae.